This is a messenger RNA of Triplophysa dalaica, 3738 nucleotides long. Its product is annotated as translation initiation factor IF-2-like. The record is from RefSeq and is a predicted model, not a curated record. The transcript is spliced from 6 exons. The coding region runs from base 2629 to 3531 and encodes 300 amino acids. Lineage: Eukaryota; Metazoa; Chordata; Actinopteri; Cypriniformes; Nemacheilidae.
ACUAAUUUUGUUGGUUUGUUCAUCUCUGGUUCUUUCAUUAUUUUGUGAAUUUGUAAAUCUAUUAGUGGCAUAGGGAACAACCAGAGGGGAAUAGUUGGUAUAGCAACAGAAGGAGCAAUUUCAUAGUCUUUCAACUCCAAGCUGCUCACCUCCUCCCUUACUACCCAACCAAAACGUGUUAUUUCUUUAUAUUCAUAUUCCCAACAAUAUAAGUGACUAUUAUCUACAACUUCAAAGGCAAUUUUCUCAAUAUUUUGAUUAUUUGUACUCAGAUUCCAGAGAUUUAAACAGUUCUAUCUCCGGCAGUUAUUAUCAUAUCCUAACAACCUACACAUCAAUAAAAAUCUUAAUUGUUCAGCUUUCAAAAUAUGUACAAAUAUUGAUUUCGAAAAAUGUACCCAUAAGACUGGUUUUGUUGUCCAGGUUCACAUAUGUCAACCUAUUCAUAACCAUCCGUUCCAUAAUUUUGCAUAGAUUUGAUGUCAAUGCAAUCGCUCUAAAAUGAAUUGGCUGAGGGUGGUUUUCUCCAGGUUUGGCUAUUGGCACUUUGACCCCAUGCCUUGAAUCUGCUGGCUUAUUCCCUGUAUCCCACAUUUUGUUAAAAAGUCUUAAAAUCAAACUUAAUGAUAAUUCUGAUAAGUGCAUAUGUCAUCUUUCCCUGGAGAAGUAUGUUUGACCCCCACUAGCGCUCUCUUUAACUCAUACAAGGUCAAUUCUGAGUCCAACAUACUUCCUGGUGGAUUCUUCUAUACAUAUAUGUGAGGAUUCUCCCUAACUUUCUCUUCCCUAUAGUUCCUCAUAUUCUCUGAAAUCUUUUCAUUACUGUGCACCAUUAUGAAUGUUUCCACUAACAUCUCUGCUUUAUCUAUGUUUUUUAUUGCUAUUUUUCCAUUAUUUACUUAAACUGGAAUGUUGCUAUUUCGCUGAAUCCCUCCCAUCUUCCUAAUCAUAUUCAACACUUCAUUAAUUUCCAUUUCUUCCCCAAUUCUAUUACAAAAUUCUCUCCAGUAAUUUCUUUUUGCUUUUCUUACUUCUCUCCUCAGCCUGUGCUCUCUUGAAGUCAAUGUACUCAUUAAACAAUACUGAUUUUCUGGCAUUCUUCAUUGCUUUAUUUCUUUCCAUAACUGCCUCACUACACUCUUCAUUCCACCACGGACUGCUUUUCUUCUAUUUAUAAUUUUCUUUUUUCUUAUUACUUCCUGCAGUAUUCCUUAACACUUCCCUUAUUUUCUUACUUAAUUCUUCAAUGCCUUCAUUAUCAUCUACCAUUUCACACAUAUUGUUAUGACAUAAUUCUUUAAAAAGCUCCCAGUUGGCUGCAUUAAAUUUCCAUCUUGGAAUUCUCCCCACCAAUGUUUGGGUAAUGUCCACACCAAUUUACACCAUAUAGGAUAAUGAUCACUUACCAUUUUACUUUGUUUACUUACAUUCCAUUCAUAAUUUCUAGCUAGAUUUUCUGAUACUAGAGUAAUAUCUAAAGCGGAUGUACACCCCUGAGUUAUGUUUAUUCUUACCAUUGUUAAUACAUACUUACUGUCCCCAAUCUAACAUUUCUUCCACAAUCAGCCCAUUAUAAUCGGUUUUAUAACACCCCUAUAGUUUAUUAUGGGCAUUAAAAUCACCACACCAUAUUACUUUCUGAUUUGUGUUACCUCUUAUAUCUUCCAAUACUUCCUUGCUUAACUUUUCACAUGGAUUGUAAAAAUUAAUUACUUUAAUACUACGGUUCCCUUCCCAGAUUUCCAGCACUACCACCUCCUUGUCCACACUCUCAUCAACAUUCCUAUAUCCCACACCUUGUGUUAUAAAUGUAGCUAUCCCACCUCCAUUACCUUGUUUCCUGUCUUUCCGAAUUACCUCAUAUCCUUGUGCAACAAAAUUAAACUGAGGUUUGAGCCCUGUUUCUUGCACACAUAUUAUUUCAGGUUUUUUUUCUAAAUCAGAAAUGAAUUUUUUAAACUCUUGCCCAUUAGCUAUUAAGCUUCUCGCAUUCCACUGGAAUAUUAGCAGCACCGUUAUGUACCACCACAUCCCGGUUGAGUGUAUGUUGUUUGCAUCUUUAUUUCUCAUUAAUCAUAUCCACUGAAAUAUCACCGAACUUUUACCAACGACAAUGAAAACAUCAAGAUGUAAAUCACCUCGACUGCUCUGCGCAGACCGCAUGUCAAACGGCAGCAGCGUGAUCUCGUGAUACUUGGAUGUUUAACGCGAGCGGCUUAUUUAAUCGAGCAGAUUCGUUUUAAAUAAUGCACUUAUUACGCUAGAUGGCGUCUUUUACACCCUAAACUUUAUUAACAUCCACGGAUUCGUGUUCUCUGCUUGUUAAACAUUUGCCUAAUGCUUUCAGCUGUUACAAAUUGACAAAACAGUCCAAUUUAAAUUUAUUUUAUGUCUUUAGUUUAAUGGUUUAUGUUUAUAUUUAAGGAUUGCUUUGGUUUCCAUUGGUUACUAAUAUUGUCGAUGACGUCAGACAUCUACAUAAAUUUGUUGACAGCGCGAGCAAGUGCCGGAGUUACUCGUUUGUAUUCUCGAUUACUUUUACAUUUGCGCUUUACAAAAAAAGUACCAUAAAUACUUUAUUUAGUUUAGUAUUAAAGUAAGUAGGCUACUUUAGUGAACUUUCACAUCAUGGGACAAGUGAACUGUGGAUGUUUGGGCCACGAGACUUCAGAUCCGGAAUGCAAUCAAACACUGGAGCAGUGUUGGGAGCAAGAUCAGAGAGGAGCACAGCGUCAAGAUGACUCCACACCGACAAGUUCCAGACGUGACACGAAAAUGAGGAAGAUCAAGAAAAGAGCCAAAUAUUCAGAGCAACACGUGAACGUAUCUGAACACAAGAGAGAGAUGAAGAAGAUGCAGACUGACAACAAAACAAGUCCUGCGGUUCACAGAAAGUCUAGGAAGGAAUCCCGAGAUGCUUCUCCAUUGAGCAUCGAUACCUUGACACUUUCGCUAUCUCCUCCACUGAUACAAGUCGCUCCAUGGCCACCAGCUUCAGCAGCUGAGAGGGUAAAAUCCAGUCAUCCAUCAAGGCUGGAACCGCUGGUUAUACGUGUUGAUCCUCAACCCUCAACUGCAACACCUGGAAGAUCAGAGGUGAGACGUUCAAGGAGGAAACGGAGGAAGGAGGCUGAAAACAUGGAUCAUGAAGUGUCUAAACCGUUGGUGAUACGUGUUGAUUCUCAACCUGCGAAUGCAUCAACUGAGAGAUCAGAGGAGAGACUUUCAGCAAAUAAACUGAAGAAGGGGGACAAAAAAACGGAUCAUGAAGUGCCUGAACCGCUGGCAGGACGUGUUUAUCCCAAACCAUCAACUUCAUCACCCGAGAGAUCAAAGAUGAGACGUUCAAGGAGGAAACUGAGGAAGGAAGCUGGAAUCAUUGAUCCUGAAGGGUUUCAUCGAUCUGCCGACCCGAAUCCUGAACAGACGGAGGUGACAAAAUAUGAAGUUGGUCCACCAACACCUGCUCCAACAGCUGAGAGGGUAAAAUCCCGUCAUUCAUCAGUGCCUGAACCGCACGUCACACUCUGAUCUCUUUACACGCCUGGUCCUCAUGGACAUUGAAGAUGAUGAUGAGGUGCAUAUCAUCUCUCCAUUUGUUAUGAAUGACACCAGACAGAGAAGACCUAAGCCCAAGAGGGAAAAACAACCGACGUUUUGUUGGGUGGAGGAGAACCAAGAGUUGCUGGAGAGUAAAAGAUCAGCGAAGAAACUGAACAAUGCCAAAGAAACGGACCA